Messenger RNA from Bubalus bubalis (water buffalo), 3852 nucleotides. It is a transcript of the gene BTK, whose product is annotated as Bruton tyrosine kinase. The transcript has 19 exons. Gene Ontology annotation, molecular function: non-membrane spanning protein tyrosine kinase activity; protein binding; ATP binding. Gene Ontology annotation, biological process: B cell receptor signaling pathway; T cell receptor signaling pathway; adaptive immune response. NCBI's taxonomy places the organism in Eukaryota, Metazoa, Chordata, Mammalia, Artiodactyla, Bovidae. The record is from RefSeq and is a predicted model, not a curated record. Bases 1394 to 3427 code for a protein of 677 amino acids.
AAAUCUUAAUGUUGCAAGAAAUCUCUUUGGGGAUUGAGCUGGAUCUGAAUGCUACAACUCUUAUCAGUUUGUCAGUCCUGUGAGAGAUGAUUUAAACCUGGGAAUCAGGGAAGAGAGCUGUGUAGCAAGGUGUAGGGAAAAGUGUACUUCUUGGCCCAAUUUUCUCAAAAGAUCAUUUAUAAAAAGUUGAACAAAUCUAUCACCAGAGAACAGUGGCAUCCAGAUGAUGAACAAGUAGCAAAGUGAUCAUUCUGAACAUCCCUGGUGUUCCUGUAACCUAUUUUUGUCUCCUCAGUACAAUAAUAGAACUGUUUACACCACAAGAAAGAGCAAAAUAAUGGUGUGGAUAGCCUCAGACUUCGAUACAAACCAUUCCCUUGCUUUCCUCGUGUGAGAAGUAACUUAUGCUUGUCAAGUAGGAAAAAACUACUGACUUUAUUCUGCCACCAAAAGCAUAAGGAAUUUAGUUAAAACAAAACAAAAUCUAUCCCCUUCAGGAAAAGAACUUACCUUCAACAAAACUGGAUGGGGAAGGGGCUGAUCAUUUGGCGAUUUUUUUCAGAAUUUUUUAGUGCUCUGUUUUUUUGUCAGUAUUUAUGUCUUCAUUUUAUCUUUCUAAUGAAAGUUGUGGAUUAGUAUUACAAGAUAGUGCAUUUAAGUGAAUAACUGUGUGCUUUGUUUGAAUUUUUUAAAAAAAAGCCAAGGGUGACUGUGUAACUUUCUUUGCCUUUGUAUGUUUCAGUUACCCAAACUGAAUCUUUCUGAAUUAUCGUUAAGUUUGGAGAGACUAAACAAGUUACUUUUCAUAAAUGAUCAAAGAUGGCAUCUCUAAGUUGAUGAUCCUAUCUGAAAGAAUGAAUCUAAGCAAAAAGGAAGGGAAAAGCAAAAACCAAGCAAAACAACUGCCUCUCAAAAAUUGUUUUUCAAUUUUAGAACAAAGCUCAGCCAGAGCUACAAAGGAUGGGCAAAAUCGGUUGGGUGGCAGUUAGUAUAUGUCCACAACUGCAGGUGCAGCCUCCAUAUCCUUAUUAGACCCCUUGGUUACAGACCCCAGUGGGACAAGGUAUGAAAAAUUACACUCACUGUCUAGGAAACUGGGAACUGAAAGUCCAAUAUCUGCCUCAGUGGAGUUCUGGCACCUGCAUUAUACCUUCUGGGGAUAUUAGGGCCAACAGCUGCACCAAGACUUUUUUAUUGUUCACAGAUUCUGCACAUUUAGUAAAAGGGUGGUUAGGGUAGAGUUGCUUCUAGACAUUACCAAGCACAUGGUACAUGUCGUUGAUAUCCAGAGCACUCCAUUGACUUAUGCAAGAACCCAGUUUAUAUGAACUCAUGAUGUAGAACCAAUCACCCCAAUUCACUGUGCAUCCAUUACACCUGAAAACUGGCAGAAAUGAGGGUUAUGGAAGGAGGACGUCAAGCACCCAGUGAGCUGCAGAAAGAAGCGAUGGCUACAGUGAUAUUGGAGAGCAUCUUUCUGAAGCGAUCCCAGCAGAAAAAGAAAACAUCACCUUUAAAUUUCAAGAAGCGCCUCUUUCUCUUAACCGUGCAAAAACUUUCCUACUAUGAGUAUGACUUUGAACGCGGGAGAAGAGGCAGUAAGAAGGGUUCAAUAGAUGUUGAGAAGAUCACCUGCGUUGAAACAGUGGUUCCUGAGAAAAAUCCUCCCCCUGAAAGACAGAUUCCGAGAAGGGGAGAAGACUCCAGUGAAACUGAGCAGAUCUCAAUUAUUGAAAGGUUCCCUUACCCCUUCCAGGUUGUAUAUGAUGAAGGGCCUCUCUAUGUCUUCUCCCCAACCGAAGAACUGAGGAAGCGUUGGAUUCACCAGCUCAAAAAUGUAAUCCGGUACAACAGUGAUCUGGUACAGAAAUAUCACCCUUGCUUCUGGAUUGAUGGGCAGUAUCUCUGCUGCUCUCAGACAGCCAAAAAUGCUAUGGGCUGCCAAAUUUUGGAGAACAGAAAUGGAAGCUUAAAACCUGGGAGUUCUCACCGCAAGACAAAAAAGCCUCUUCCUCCCACACCUGAGGAGGACCAGAUCUUAAAAAAGCCACUGCCCCCUGAGCCAACAGCAGCACCUGUCUCGACAAGUGAGCUGAAAAAAGUUGUAGCCCUUUAUGACUACAUGCCAAUGAAUGCAAAUGAUCUACAGCUGCAUAAGGGCAAUGAGUAUUUUAUCCUGGAGGAGAGCAACUUACCCUGGUGGCGUGCCCGGGAUAAAAAUGGGCAGGAAGGCUACAUCCCUAGUAACUAUGUAACUGAAGCAGAGGACUCCAUAGAAAUGUAUGAGUGGUAUUCCAAGCACAUGACUCGGAGUCAAGCUGAGCAACUGUUGAAGCAAGAGGGUAAAGAAGGAGGCUUCAUUGUUAGAGACUCCAGCAAAGCUGGAAAAUAUACUGUGUCUGUGUUUGCGAAAUCUACAGGGGAACCUCAAGGGGUGAUACGCCACUAUGUCGUGUGUUCCACACCUCAGAGCCAGUAUUACCUGGCUGAGAAGCACCUUUUCAGCACUAUCCCUGAGCUCAUUAACUACCAUCAGCAUAACUCUGCUGGACUCAUAUCUAGGCUCAAAUAUCCAGUGUCUCAACAAAACAAGAAUGCGCCUUCCACUGCAGGCCUGGGAUACGGAUCAUGGGAAAUCGAUCCAAAGGACUUGACCUUCUUGAAGGAGCUGGGGACUGGACAAUUUGGAGUAGUGAAGUACGGGAAGUGGAGGGGCCAGUAUGAUGUGGCCAUCAAGAUGAUCAAAGAAGGCUCCAUGUCUGAGGAUGAGUUCAUUGAAGAAGCCAAAGUCAUGAUGAAUCUUUCCCAUGAGAAGCUGGUGCAGUUGUAUGGCGUCUGCACGAAACAGCGCCCCAUCUUCAUCAUCACUGAGUACAUGGCCAAUGGCUGCCUCCUGAACUACCUGAGGGAGAUGCGCCACCGCUUCCAGACUCAGCAGCUGCUGGAGAUGUGCAAGGAUGUCUGUGAAGCCAUGGAAUACCUAGAGUCUAAGCAGUUUCUCCACCGAGACCUGGCAGCUCGAAACUGUUUGGUUAAUGAUCAAGGAGUUGUUAAAGUAUCUGACUUUGGCCUGUCCAGGUAUGUUCUGGAUGAUGAAUAUACAAGCUCAGUAGGCUCCAAAUUUCCUGUCCGGUGGUCUCCACCAGAAGUUCUUAUGUACAGCAAGUUCAGCAGCAAAUCUGACAUUUGGGCUUUUGGGGUGCUGAUGUGGGAAAUUUACUCUCUGGGGAAGAUGCCAUAUGAGAGAUUUACUAACAGUGAAACAGCUGAACACAUUGCCCAAGGCCUACGUCUCUACAGGCCUCAUCUUGCUUCGGAGAGGGUAUAUGCCAUCAUGUACAGCUGCUGGCAUGAGAAAGCAGAUGAACGUCCCACUUUCAAAAUUCUUCUGAGCAACAUUCUAGAUGUCAUGGAUGAAGAGUCCUGAGCUCACCAAUAAGCUUCUUCGUUAUACUCCUCUCCUCCACAAUCUCAAUUUCACUUUCUCUGAGGAAAUCCCAGGCUCUUCGUGCCCUUGCUGAAUACACAGAGGCCCCUCUCCACAUAUAGGAAUGCCUUUCUAUCUCUUCCCUGGGAUACUAUUAAUACAUUCUGAGCAAAGGCCAAGGUAUUUUUGUGCCUGGUAUUUCCCCCCAGAGAGGAAAUUUCCCAAAAGUAUUAAAACAGACUGAAUGUGGGAUUGAAUCAUUUGGAGGGAGGGAGGGAUGUAAAUAGCCUCACAAUGGGGGUCCAACAGCUCUUUGGGUAGGCAAUAGAGCUAGGGGGGAGGGAGGUAGAACUUGGCAGGAAUAAAAUGGUGUCAUAAAAAUGGAAGGGGAGGGUGUUUUGAUAAAAUAAAAUUACUGGAAAGCA